AUCUAACUGGGCGUGGCUCCGGUCCGAUUUGGACUACACCGUCACUCAUGGUUGGGAAUUCUGCGAAGAGUUCAGGGCAAAGAAGGUUGGUGAUUUUUUCUUGAUAAGAAUGGCGCAGUUGAUAGCACAGUGCUCCGCUGAUGUACGUACCUUGCACCUUUGUGACUGGCAGAGGAGCCGCGGGGGAGAAUGGGGGUCCGGACCCCUCCCCCAAAGUUCUCCUCAAGACCAAUUUUGUAAUCCUUUCAAAACUGAUGAGAAACGGUGUAUGGCGUAACCUCCUAAUGUUUUCACCUAUGACAUAAUAUACCACCAAAUCUGUGGUUUUCAGAUUAUCGUAAAACGUGUCUAAAAGGUAUGAAAUUGCGUUUCACUGAUCCCAACCUAAAAACAGAAACAUUUUUCGGGGGCCAUGCCCUGGACGGACGAUUAGAUCCCCCCCCCCCACUUCGUUUGGGGCUGGCUAUACCCCUUGGUGUGAUUCCUUCGAUAUGCUGUUGUAAAUUACAGGCAAUUCUUUCUUUACAACUUUUAUUUGCUCGUUUUCACGGAAAAAAAUUGACAAUUUUUCCUUCAAAACCGGUCUACAGAGCAGUUAAGAACUGAUAGAAUUGUUCUGUACAAAUCCUGUAAUUCUUUGAUUUUAAUUAUACUAAUGGUAACCUUUUUCUUCUAUUCCAGCAAACUACUUGCAAAAGGUACAUUUUAUUCAUUUAAUCUGUUAUGGUAAAAUUUUAUUUUCACAUGAUUAGAUCGUAGACUUACAUGUGAGCUAGUCGAAAGAUUGUAAAUUAUAAUUGUACAUUACGUGCGAUGAGAAAUCGUCUCUUCUAUUAAUCAUGCAAUGUAAACAAAGCAUAGUAGCUCCUGUAUUAACACUGGAUCGAUAAGAGAUGAUCCUUAUAAUUACUGGACCUUUUGGAAGAAUUAAUAGAGCAAUUCAGUGUAUAUAAAUGACAAAAACAGUUAUUCAUGUUGAGUUUUUCUUUUCCAAACAGUCGGUAAAUGUCCAACUGCACCAGCAAUGCCAGAAUGUCCUUUGGUCCCAAUCAAACUGUGUUCAUUUGAUGGCGAAUGUCUUCUAAAUCAAAAGUGUUGUGAUGAUGGGUGCUUUGGUUUAAAGUGUCAAGAACCAUGA
Messenger RNA from Paramuricea clavata, 1138 nucleotides. The record is from the annotation of a GenBank genome assembly. Lineage: Eukaryota; Metazoa; Cnidaria; Anthozoa; Malacalcyonacea; Plexauridae.